Microthlaspi erraticum is the source of this 495-nucleotide messenger RNA. NCBI's taxonomy places the organism in Eukaryota, Viridiplantae, Streptophyta, Magnoliopsida, Brassicales, Brassicaceae. The record is from the annotation of a GenBank genome assembly.
AUGCCUCAUACCACCGGUUCUGCGGCAGAGCUUCCCUUGCCUCGGAAGAGUACCCACAAGAACCUCGAAAGAUCUGGCGGCUCAGCCGUCCGUGAUCUUUCCACAUCGGAGUCAUACUCAACAUAUGGGCCUCACGCACCACCAUGUUAGUGCUCUCUAGCUUUGGGAAUGGAAUGGUUUGGACUUGGGGUGGAGGAGCGUAUUUAUAGGAGUUCAGGAGGCUGCCUGGCUUCUUGGGACGUCUCCAGUCAUGCGCAGACACAUGGAGACCUAGCUCUUGAUCCAAUCCGUUUCUGCAUCUCUCCACUUGCUUCUCAUCCACUCCUGAAGCUUAUACUCUCUCUCAGUAGCUGGGUGUCUCUCCCUGAUAGCAUUAGGUAUUCUUGGAGCUUAUCCACGCCCUCUCUCCUCUUUAGCAGCUGGUGUCGUUGCCCAAUUGGCUUAGGCUUGCUUCGUCUUCAUUCGGUAGCUGGAUGUUGCUACAUGAUUGGCUGA